Messenger RNA from Megalops cyprinoides (Indo-Pacific tarpon), 2193 nucleotides. RefSeq names its product nuclear receptor subfamily 1, group H, member 4 (gene nr1h4). Lineage: Eukaryota; Metazoa; Chordata; Actinopteri; Elopiformes; Megalopidae. Gene Ontology annotation, biological process: negative regulation of transcription by RNA polymerase II; bile acid signaling pathway; positive regulation of transcription by RNA polymerase II. The record is from RefSeq and is a predicted model, not a curated record. Bases 114 to 1559 code for a protein of 481 amino acids. Gene Ontology annotation, molecular function: RNA polymerase II cis-regulatory region sequence-specific DNA binding; zinc ion binding; bile acid binding. The transcript has 10 exons.
CACACCACGCCGUCAAACCUAUCCAGAGCAGCAGAGAGGCGAGAAGCACACACGCCCCUGCGAACACCACCGGAAAAGGAGUUCUGUCUGUGCUGCCUGGGAAAGCAUCCUGAAUGAGCGAGUGGAUGGUCCCUGACAUCAGCGUGGCGGGGCCCCUGCAGGUUCCCCCCGGCGAUGGCUUCCCGCUCUCCGAGAGCUCACACUUCUUUGAUUUACUGGCGGAUCAGGGUAACCCACUGCUCCAGGACCAGGAGGUACUACCCUUCAGCAGCUAUCCCAGCAUGCAGUUCUCCCCCAUGGAGACGCCCAUGGCCUCACCACCAUUCUUCUCCAGUCAGAACAGCUAUGCCCCCUGCAGUGAGGAGUGGUACGGCUCCCCUGGGAUGUAUGAACUGAGGAGAGUGCCCACAGAGAACAGCUAUGACACAGACAUAGAGGAAGUCUCUGUGCCAAUGGGAAAGAGGCCCAGACUGGGACCACACCCUGGGAGGGUGAAAGGGGAGGAGCUAUGCGUAGUGUGUGGCGAUAAGGCCUCUGGAUACCAUUACAAUGCCCUGACCUGCGAGGGAUGCAAAGGGUUCUUCAGGAGGAGCAUCACUAAGAACGCAGUGUACAAGUGCAAGAGCGGGGGCAACUGCGAGAUGGACAUGUACAUGCGCAGGAAGUGCCAGGAGUGCCGGCUCAGGAAGUGCCGAGAGAUGGGCAUGCUGGCCGAGUGCCUGCUCACUGAGAUCCAGUGCAAGUCCAAGCGGCUGCGUAAGAACAGCAAGGCCUCAGCGGAGGAGUCCAUGGGGGAGGAGGCAGAGGGGGGAGACGGCGGAGACGCCAAGCAAGUCACCUCCACCACCCAGCUGGCCAAGGAGAAAGUGGAGUUCAGCCCAGACCAGCUCACCCUCCUAAACUAUAUCCUAGAUGCUUACAAUAAGCACCGCAUUCCCCAGGACAUGGCCAAACAGCUGCUUCAGGAGAAGUUCAGCGCAGAAGAAAACUUCCUUCUGCUAACAGAAAUGGCCACUAGCCACGUACAAGUUUUGGUGGAGUUCACCAAAAACAUUCCAGGGUUCCAGGCCCUGGACCAUGAAGACCAGAUCGCUCUGCUGAAGGGCUCGGCGGUGGAGGCCAUGUUCCUGCGCUCGGCACAGGUGUUCACCAGGAAGCGUCCCCACGGACACAGCGAGGUGCUGGAGGACAGGAUACGAAAAAGCGGGAUCUCUGAGGAAUACAUCACCCCCAUGUUUAACUUCUAUAAAAGCAUCGGAGGGCUGCAGAUGAUGCAGGAGGAGCACGCCCUGCUGACCGCUGUCACCAUCCUGUCACCAGACCGGCCGUACGUGAAGGACCAGGAGGCGGUGGAGCGGCUGCAGGAGCCAGUUCUGGAGGUUCUGAGGAAAUUCUGCAAGCUGCACCACCCCCAGGAGCCCCAGCACUUCGCCCGGCUUCUGGGCCGUCUGACCGAGCUGCGAACGCUCAACCACCACCACGCCGAGAUGCUGCUCUCCUGGCGCACCAGCGACCACAAGUUCACCCCCCUGCUGUGCGAGAUCUGGGAUGUGCAGUGAGGGCCGACGCCCCAAAAACACAGCAGGCACUCACUUCCCAAUCCCAGUUUACACCCGAAACGGCUCACGGACACUGUGUUUGUACUCGGCUCUGAACUUCAGCAGGAGAUAGUGUUUAAUUGCAGGUGACAUGCAGGAAAAACAUCUAGGAGAUCAAAACCAUGUGAAUUCACUGAAAGAGAUGCAGCCAAAGCACUCCUCCCCAGGCUUUAAGGGGAGGUCAGGAUAUGAAACACAGAAUGGGAUCUACUGCCCCUCUCAGCACCAGUGAGGGCUCCACGCCAGAGGACCAGCCUGAUGGUACUGGGCUUGACCGAGUCCUUCUCCCUGCCUGGAGCAGGACUCACCCGGUGGCAGCGCUCUGAGGAUGGGCUCUUUCCCUUCACUGCAAUAAAGCUUUUUUCCUGAUCAAACCUAUUCUCUCUCCUUUCAACACAGUCUGAUGAAACGAUCAUGAGUUGAAAUAUAUGUGCACGUUUAGAAGUGGUCAAACUGAAGACUGGUGAAAAAACAGUAUAAUUGGACUUCAGCAUUUUUGGCCUUUAAAUUAUAAGCACUUUUUUUCUUUUGCUUUAAAAGGCUGACCAGAAAACCCAUCUAACAUUUUUUAAUAAAAAACCUCUCUGCUCUACAU